Molecule: messenger RNA, 4099 nt
Organism: Gadus morhua (Atlantic cod)
Lineage: Eukaryota; Metazoa; Chordata; Actinopteri; Gadiformes; Gadidae
Gene: esrra
Product: estrogen-related receptor alpha
Exons: 7
Coding region: 451-1770 (439 amino acids)
Biological process (GO): regulation of DNA-templated transcription
Cellular component (GO): nucleus
Molecular function (GO): sequence-specific DNA binding; steroid binding; nuclear steroid receptor activity
Source: RefSeq, a predicted model, not a curated record
CACGUACGACGUAAGGGGACGCAGAGAGGACGCAAUACGUAAGGAGACUCAGAGAGGACGCGUUCGGGAAGAGGGAGGAGGAUCGACCCGGGAUACAGAGAGGACUGAGGCUAUCUAACUACACGUUCUGGAUCGAGGAUCCCGGUUCUACCCCAGCAUCCUGCCGAACCGUAGGGCGUCCAGCCUCACCAAAAACCCCGAGCCGAAGGCUAUGAUCUCGUGACGUGACGAAUCUCCGAGGGUCCGAGCGGCGCCGAGCGGGCCAGAGUGCGGACCAGAGGACCGAGGGGACGUCGAGGACCGGGGGGACUUGAGAUCUAAAUCCAGAGCGCGGAUCUCCCGGGAUGUUUCCAGGUGCCCUGAGAAGACGAUAACACCUCGAGCCAAACGGAGAGCCACCAAGUUCUGCCACCAAGAAGAGUGGACUCCCAGCUCCCAGCUAUCAGCACCAUGUCCUCCCGGGAGCGCCGGACGGACCUGUACAUCAAGGCGGAGCCCAGCAGCCCGGAGGGCGGCGGCGGCGGCCGGAACAGCCCGGGCGGAGCCUCCUCGGACUCCUCCCAGAGCGGGGGGGGCGGCGGGGGGGGAGGGGGCGGGACGCGGGGCGACGGCGGCCGGCGCUACUCCCCCCCGCUGUACACGCCCCCCCUGCGGUGCCACUUCAAGGAGGAGGGGGGCGACGGCGUGGAGGAGGGGUCCACGGGCAGCGGCGGCGGGCGCUGCAAGUACACCCUGAGCACGCUGCCCAAGAGGCUGUGCCUGGUGUGCGGAGACGUGGCGUCGGGGUACCACUACGGCGUGGCGUCCUGCGAGGCCUGCAAGGCAUUCUUCAAGAGGACCAUCCAAGGUAACAUCGAGUACAGCUGUCCGGCGUCCAACGAGUGUGAGAUCACCAAGCGCCGGCGGAAGGCCUGCCAGGCCUGCCGGUUCACCAAGUGUCUGAAGGUCGGCAUGCUGAAGGAGGGGGUCCGCCUGGACCGGGUGAGGGGAGGCCGGCAGAAGUACAAGCGGCGGCCGGAGGUGGAGAACGCGACCUAUCAGAGUGCGCCGCUGCCGCUGAGGAAGGAGGGGGAGAAGGGCUCCUCCCACAUCAUCGUGUCCCACCUGCUGGUGGCGGAGCCCGAGAAGCUGUUCGCCAUGCCGGACCCCCUGCAGCCCGACACCGCCCAGCGGACGCUCACCACGCUGUGCGACCUGGCCGACCGCGAGCUGGUCGUCAUCAUCGGCUGGGCCAAGCACAUCCCCGGCUUCCUGUCCCUCUCCCUGGCCGACCAGAUGUCGGUGCUGCAGUCGGUGUGGCUGGAGGUGCUGGUGCUGGGUGUGGCCUAUCGCUCGCUGGGCUGCGAGGACGAGGUGGUGUUCGCCGAGGACUUCGUCCUGGACGAGGAGAUGUCCCGCGUGGCCGGCCUCACCGAGCUCAACGCCGCCAUCAGCCAGCUGGCCCGCCGCUUCCGCGUCCUCAACGUCGACCGCGAGGAGUUCGUCAUGCUGAAGGCCAUCGCCCUCACCAACUCAGACUCGGUGUACAUCGAGGACAUGGAGGCGGUGCAGAAGCUGCGGGACCUCCUCCAUCAGGCGCUGGUGGAGCUGGAGUCCCAGCGGCGGCCGGAGGACGGGCAGCGGGCGGGCCGGCUGCUGCUCACGCUGCCCCUCCUCCGGCAGACGGCGGGCCGCGCCCUCACCACCUUCUACAGCAUCAAGAGCCGCGGCGGCGUGCCCAUGCAUAAACUCUUCCUGGAGAUGCUGGAGGCCAUGAUGGACUCCCCCUAGAGAAGGAGCUGGAGGAGGAGCAGGUGGUGCGGGGGGCGGGGGUCGUAAGAGUGUUGAGGACGCUGGCGCUAUCUUCUUCACAAAGGUCUCGUCCACAAGGACGAGUGAGGGACUCUUAUUGUGGAGCCCUGUCGGGAGACUCUUAUUAUGGAGCCCUGAUGAGGGGCUCUUAUUAUGGAGCCCUGAUGAGGGGCUCUUAUUUUGGAGCCACUGAUGAGGGACUCUUAUUGUGGAGCUUCACCGUCCUGCACGAAGCCGCCCAUCGAUCCUAGGACUGGUCAACUCUUCCGGGCCUUGAGUGACCGAACGUUUUAUUAUUAUUAUUAUUAUUAUGGGAUGUUUGACAGAUGGUGGCGUUCUGCAGUAACCAGGGAGACGGUCAUUCCCUCCUCCCUGUGCGGUCGACGCUGCGUAACCACCGACGAUCAACACUGAACAAGUAUUCGCAAAAAACGACGGAGAAAAAUCAGUUUGUCUGUCGACCUUGUGCAGCUGAUAGCUGCUCCAUAGCCAUAGGCUGGCCCGAGGGCCAAUGAGGGCCGGGUGGGCGGGGCUCACACUGAGGGUUUCUAGGGUGGGCUGACAGAUCAUAGGAACUACUUGCAAUAUGUUAAGAGCAAUACAUUAAAGUGACAGCCGGGUGGGGGGAGGGGCUUUAGAAUAGAAAACGAGUAAAGGAAAGGCGACGCAAUCGGUUUAUGUCAUGAAAGCAAAUCUAAAGAUUGUAUAGUCGGAAAGUAACAUUGAGUUUUUAUGUCAUAUAGGUACUUGCUUCCAUAAAAGUGUGUGUGUGUGUGUGUGUGUGUGUGUGUGUGUGUGUGUGUGUGUGUGUGUGUGUGUGUGUGUGUGUGUGUGUGUGUGUGUGUGUGUGUGUGUGUGUGUGUGUGUGUGCGCGCACACAUAGUUCAGGGAAAAUGUUUUUUGUUUUUCCCUUUAUAAGCCGGAGCCUGACGGCCAUUUUAGAAGAUGAGGAAUGCAAACCCCGUUUUUUUAUUAAUGUCGUUAACUUGAUUUGAGCAACAAAAGUAAGUUUCCUUUAGAGAACGCUCUGUAUGAAACUAAGUGUUCUAGAUUUGGUUUUAUCGACUCAGCGGCCUGAGAGAUGUUCAAACAUCUCUCUGCCGUUACUAAAUGAGAAUGUUUAAAGGGUUCAACGCCCAGACCCUCGAGUGAUUAGUGAACACAAGGGGUCACGAAAAGGUUAAACUCUCCUUCAGUAGGAACAAAAACAAGAAUGGCUGUCUGAGAUGGUCCUGGGACAUGCUGUGCUCUGAUGGUCGUUAUGGUAACGUAUGCUGACGUCUAGAGAGGAGAUGGACCAUCGGCCUGAUGGACAACCAGAUGUUCUCCAGAAGAAAGGACGACCCAAUUGUAACAUGUUUUUGACCACCCUUUCAAUCUUUAGCAUUUUAAAAUACAUGAUUUACGUUGUUGACUUUGCUAAAGGUUUAAAAAAAUAAUAUUAUGAAGAUAUUUGCAUUGUUUUUAAAUGAGUGUGUUUUGAGUUGUUCUAGUUGUAGGAUGAGGGGGUUUCAUGGGGUUUGUCCUGAAACCCUGGAAACAUUAAGCCAGUAAAGACACAACUAUUAAGGGCAUCUCGUAUAUGUCCUAGCUCUCUGAUCAGCUCACUACCAGUUCACACCACACAUGUGGGGACUCCUCUGGGGUUUUACAUUUUAUGACUUCCUCCCCCAUUCUGACUCGCUUGCUCCUCCGCUCACUAAAGCAGAACAUUCGGUCGAGGGUUCCACUCUUUCGGAGGAUAUCUUCGGUGGCUGAUGGAUCUUUAUGUUCGUGCGUGAUGAGCUGAUGGAACCGCCCCCCCCCCGGGGUCAGAUGUAGAAUACAGCCCCCCCCCCAUCACUGCAUCACAGCAGUUUGAGCAAAUGUCCACCGUCCACUUUGAAUUAAUACCGUCAUUUGUAAUUUCUGUUCAGAAUGUGUUCAUUAAUAUUGGUGAGCAAUACAAGAAAUUACCAAAACUCUCACAUUUCCUUGUAAAGCCACAGUGUAAAAUUAACAUUGCCAGUUAUAACAAAAUAGUUACUUAAUGUUAUAUUAUUUAGGGGUUAAAAUCAAUGUUUGUAUUUUGGAAGACUAUUUAAAUGAUUAAAUUCUAUUUUUUACUCAAUUUACUGUUUGUUGACACUUGUUUUACCUUUCUGUGCGUGAUAAUUGCUGUGAAGCUAUGUGUUAGGCUCAUUAAUGAAAGCGUUCUGUGUCUAAGGCUGUCCCUAUGAAGACCACUGUGAGCCGCCGGCACCACCCGGUGGCGGAUCAUUGUGGUGCUUUUGUGUUGUGUAAUAAAUAUGGAGCCAGCGCCACCACA